Closterium sp. NIES-67 is the source of this 1850-nucleotide messenger RNA. The record is from the annotation of a GenBank genome assembly. NCBI's taxonomy places the organism in Eukaryota, Viridiplantae, Streptophyta, Zygnematophyceae, Desmidiales, Closteriaceae.
UACUGGGCUUUUGGUCUUCCCGAAUCUCCUACCUCCUGCUUCAUCGUCUUCAGCGGUGUUCAGCUUUGCACUUCAGGAAGCACCGAGGGAUAUCUGACGCAGAAGAUUUGUUUCGCCUGUCAGCUUCAAACGUCUGCUGUCGACUACCAGACUGAGCAGUUGUUGGUGCUUAACGAAUUUCUUCCUUAGACUUCCGUAACUCCCGACUCACUUAAACUCGUCCGCCGGCGUAUUCGUAUAGACCGAAUCUGGUAACCAACUUUCAAGAAUGGCGCCGAAGGUGACUGAGAUGAUUAACCGAAGGAGAACCGCAUGCGACUGGCCAUGAUGAAGCCCUCGCCGCCCCGAGUGAAAAUACCAAUGGCUCCUCAGGUCGACAAGCAGCCGUCCAGCUCAAGGAUGCCGCGGCAGAUCUCCAACUCGAAGGCUGCUGUCACCACCGCUGGCGGUUUAGCGCACGCGUGUCCGCAUCCGUCAGCUUCCGCUACCCUGAGGCCAGCGAAGACAGCAUCGGCGUCAACAUCAGCGUCAGCAUCAGCAUCAGCAUCAGCAUCAGCGUCAGCGUCAGCAUCAGCGUCAGCAUCAGCGUCAGCAUCAGCAUCAGUAUCGGCGCCAGCAUCAGCAUCAGCGGCGGCGCCUGCCUCGGUUAACGGGAGUGGCGAGGCGAAGAAGUGGACGUUUGAUGACUUCGAGAUCGGGAGGCCGCUGGGAAGCGGCAAGUUUGGGAAGGUGUACCUCCUGGCGAGGGAGAGGCAGAGCGAGUACGUCGUGGCGCUGAAGGUGCUGUCGAAGCGGCAGCUGCUGCAGUCACGGGUGGAGCACCAGGUGGUGCGCGAGGUGGAGAUCCAGAGCAACCUGCGCCACCCCAACAUCCUGCGCCUCUAUAACUACUUCUACGACGAGAAGCGCGUGUAUCUGAUUCUCGAGUUCGCGCCUGGCGGUGAGCUGUACCGCGAGCUGCUGAGGUCGCACCACUUCUCGGAGAAACGCGCCGCCACGUACAUCCUGUCGCUAGCGGAGGCGCUCAUCUACUGCCACAGCAAGAACCUCAUCUACUGCCACAGCAAGAACAUCAUCCAUCGCGACAUCAAGCCCGAGAACCUGCUGCUUGGCCUCGAUGGCGAGGUGAAGAUCGCGGAUUUCGGAUGGUCCGUGCACGCUCCUAGCUCGCGCCGACGAACUCUGUGCGGGACGCUCGACUACCUUCCCCCGGAAAUGGUCGAGGGUGUAUCGCACGAUCGCAUGGUGGACGUGUGGACUCUCGGCGUGCUCACCUACGAGUUCCUCUAUGGUAACCCGCCGUUCGAGACGCCCAACCAGCGCCUGACGUGCGACCGAAUCUCCAAGGUGGAUCUGCAAUUCCCCGAAAAUAUCGAGGUGUCGGGUGAGGGGAAGGACCUGAUCCGGCGGCUGCUGGUGAAGGACCCGUCGGCGCGAUUGGAGCUGAGAGACGUGCUGGUGCACCCGUGGAUUCAGAAGUACACACAACGAAAGCCCCGGGAGCAGGGGCUGGGGACCAUUGUGCAGUAGAGAGGUUGGUAUGAUGGCGAUGGAUGGUGGAUGACGGUGUUGGGAGGAGGGUGUUGCGAUCACAGCCAUUCAUCGGACUAACGAGAAAGCACGAUUACACGGCAUUUUCCCCUCUCCUGUACUGGGAAUUGGUGGACGCAUUUUGGUGGAGUUGAUACUAGUACAGUAGAGUGGACGAUGCCUACUAAUUAUUAGGGCUGAUGUAGGGAUAACAUAUAGUGUAGCUACACUACACUAUAAUUAUUUCCGAGAGCCUUUAUUUGUCUGGAUUAGGACGACUUCUAUUUAUAAUAUGUGUGUAUUUACACCGAUUAUAUUUU